Messenger RNA from Cyprinus carpio (common carp), 1673 nucleotides. RefSeq names its product dopamine receptor interacting protein 1 (gene dorip1). The record is from RefSeq and is a predicted model, not a curated record. NCBI's taxonomy places the organism in Eukaryota, Metazoa, Chordata, Actinopteri, Cypriniformes, Cyprinidae.
AUCAGCGCUGCGUACGUGACGCGCGCGUGCGUGCGCUGGUAAACAGAUGCCAUGUUGGUUGCGUAGAGAUGAAGACGUGCGGAACAUUAUGGAGAGAGAUUUCUGCUCUUUAACAGAUUCUGAGGAGCUGCGGAGCUUCAUCUCACACUCGGAGAGGACCAAGACGCUGUUCGAGGAGAUCCGCGCCUCCAUCAGUAAUAACACGGAGGGCGAGCGCUCGUUCUGGCGUCCGGUUCUGCCGUGGGGGGGGGUGUUCACCAUCCGAGCGGGACGCAAGGCCAUCGCCUGCACGCCGCUGUACGUGAAGAUCACCCUGAAGAACACCUGCACCAUCGACGGCUUCCUCAUGCUGCUCUACGUCAUCCUGAGAGACAACCACAGCUUCCCGCGAGAGCUGGGCCUGUUCCUGGGCCGCCGCUUCGUCCAGCACUUCCUGUACCUGAUGGACAGCUGCGAGUACACCACCGUCAAGAUGCUGUGGAUCUGGGACCGCAUGUCCAAGCGCCAGUACCGCUCCGAGGUCCACCACACGGCGCUGGAGAUCGACCUGUUCGGCAACGAGCACGAGAACUUCACCAAGAACCUGGAGAACCUGAUGUCCAGCGCGCAGGAGAGCUGCUGCUCCAGCUGGAGCUGCCCCAACCGCGUCCAGGAGCACCUGCACCGGACCAUCAGCGUCAAUCCUCCUCACGAGCUGCCAGAUAAAGAUCCCAUCCAGUCAGCGCUGGACGAGUUCUUCUGCCCGCGGCUGGAGCUCUGUGAAGAGCUGGAGUGUGAGGGUCUGAGGGAGUUCGGUCAGAGGUUCUUCUGUCACGGCCCGCCGCCCUUCGUCAUCCUGAACAUGCAGAUGUGGCAGUCGGAGGAUCUGUCGUACGUGCCGUAUCAUCUGGAGCUCUCCGAACAACGGUACUCACUGGAGGGAGCCACGCUCUUCAACAGAGAAGAGCAUCAUUACUCUGCAGCGUUCCAGAUCGACGGCUGCUGGAUGCACUACGACGGCCUGCGCAGCGACAACCUGGUGCUGCUGGACAAACCGCCCGAGUUCCUGCUGCUGUCCUCGCUCGUCUACAUCCGGACCUCAGAGCGAUGAACACAAGCGCUCGGCACAACACUAUUCCCUUUAAAAGAGAACUCUUCAGCUUCUGAUGACAGUGUAUUUUUGUGCGGUCCAGUCAUGUUUUAUACUCCUCUAAAUGACUGACUUUGUAUUUUUGUAAGUGAUUCUCUGGUCUGUUCUCUGCUGCUUGGAAUCCAAGAGUCUGUGAUGGUGGACUAUAAUAGUUCUGGGUGCUUCGACUGACUGUGGAUCAGUGCUUCUUUCUAAUCCUUCAUUUCACAGAAACAUGCAGCUCAGAAAAGUCUGUCAUCUACACCGAUACAGACGGAAGAUCUAAUAACUCAUAGAACUGCGUCCUACAGAAAGUCACUUGUUUUUAAUCUUUUUAUCUUUUAUGAUUGUUGGUUUACAGUUCUAGAUCUAUUACCUGCACUCAUCAUGACUAGAUAGAUUACUAGGUUUAGUUGAGGAUUCGUUUACUGAAGCAUGCCAGCGAUCAACGGAACAUCACAGAUGUGGUUUAAAUCAGUGUGCAUUAAUACUUUUAUAAUCAACAUCAAAUAUUAGUCAGAUAUUGUAUCUGCUGUCACUGCAAAUAAACUUUCUAUGUUUGUAA